UCUCUCAUCUUGUUUGUGUUGUACUUUUUGCAUGAAACUCACUCAUUUUGCGCCUUUGGACUCAUUCACUCCCUUCUCUUUACUUUGACUCACGCGCCUCCAUCAAAAUCAAAGUAUCAAACAAAUCACAAUAAACAUCAUUUGGUAACAUUCCCACACACAACAUCACAAUCUUCUCCUAUCCCUAUAUAAACUCUACACUCAUUAAUUUCCAUCAUAUAUAUCUCUCUCUCUAACCAUGCAAGUUUUGAAAUCGGCAACAAAAAUGCAAGCAUCUCCUCCACUACCACCACCGCCACCUCCUUCUUUGAACCGGCUGACACCGUAUGAAAUGGUGCACCACCUAGCUUCAUCCAACCCGGUGGUGAUUUUCAGCAUGAACGACUGCUACAUGUCCACAGUAGCAAAGGGACUGCUCAUCAGCCUUGGUGUGGGUCCCACUUUAGUGAAGCUUGAUGAGCAGGCUGACCGGUCUGCCAUAUGGACAGUGUUGUGCGAAUUUGCGGCGGGGACUGAUCAGCCGGCCAUUCCGGCUGUCUUCGUGGGGGGUAAGUUUCUUGGUGGGGUACAGACUCUCAUGACUAAUCACAUCCAUGGAACACUUGUUCCUCUGCUCAAGGAAGCUGGUGCUCUCUGGCUUUGAGAUCUCUUGUUUCAAUUUUCUCAAAUUCAUCUAGUUAGUUAUUAUCAAAGUGAUAUAUAUAUAGUGCUAAAUUAUGUG
Messenger RNA from Cicer arietinum (chickpea), 721 nucleotides. Its product is annotated as monothiol glutaredoxin-S10-like. The record is from RefSeq and is a predicted model, not a curated record. NCBI's taxonomy places the organism in Eukaryota, Viridiplantae, Streptophyta, Magnoliopsida, Fabales, Fabaceae.